AUGUUCAGCGGUCGCAAGUUUUCCUUCAACCGCCAUACGGGCGCUCCCAAGCCCAUGGCCAGACGCUUCUCCAACGCUGAGCCUGGCUCAAACGAGGUCCAGUCCAAAGUCCAUCGUCAGUUCCGUAAUGCCCACGAAGGCCACAUGCCCCAUGCCGGCCUCGACGCCAGCCGUGCCUCCACCGGUGUUGUCUGGUGCACUGAGCGCGCCUGCGAGUAUGGCUUCACGGAACACCCCGAAGAAUGGGCCAACCUUGGUCAGGGUGCCCCAGAAGUCGAAGACGACAUUGCCGGCUGUUUCCCUCGACCCAACACGAUUGACAUUUCCAUGGCUGCCCGCGAGUACGGCCCCACCGCCGGCAUCAAGCCCCUCCGCGAGGCCGUCGCCAACCUCUACAACGAGGCGCACCGCAAAGGCAAGGAUAGCCAGUAUACCUGGGAGAACGUUGCCAUUGUCCCCGGUGGCCGCGCCGGUCUGAUCCGUAUCGCCGCCGUUCUCGGCACCUCGUAUCUGUCCUUUUUCUUGCCCGACUACACGGCCUACAAUGAAAUGCUGAGCCUGUUCAAGAACUUUGCUGCCAUUCCUGUUCCCCUCUCCGAAGAGGAUGGCUACCAUAUCCAUCCUGACAAGAUUGCCGAGGAAAUCUCCCGCGGUACCUCUGUCAUCCUCACCUCGAACCCUCGAAACCCUACCGGCCGUGUCGUUGCCAACCCCGAACUUGCCGAGAUUCAGGAUAUUUGCCGUGGCCGCGCCACUUUUAUUAGCGACGAGUUCUACUCUGGUUACAACUACACUAGCAACUGCGACGGCACUACCAUUUCUGCCGCCGAGAACGUCGAGGAUGUCGACGAGGACGACGUCCUGAUCAUUGACGGUCUUACCAAGCGAUUCAGACUCCCCGGUUGGAGAAUUGCCUGGAUUAUUGGUCCCAAGGAAUACAUUAGCGCUAUUGGCUCUUGCGGUAGCUAUCUUGAUGGUGGUGCCAACCACGCUUUCCAGGAGGCUGCCGUGCAGUUCCUUGAGCCCAAGCUUGUCCAGGAGGAAAUGAUUCACCUGCAGCGCCACUUCCGCGACAAGCGCGACUUUGUCGUCAAGCGCCUCCGCGAGAUGGGAUUCGUCAUCAAAUACGUUCCCGACUCUACCUUCUACCUCUGGCUGAAUCUGGAGGGUCUUCCCGACGCCAUCUCCGACGGCCUCAACUUCUUCCAAGCCUGCUUGGAAGAAAAGGUUAUUGUCGUGCCCGGCAUCUUCUUCGAUCUGAACCCCUCGCGCCGUCGUGACCUGUUCGACUCGCCGUGCCACCACUUUGUGCGCUUCUCGUACGGUCCCAGAAUGGACGUACUGACCAAGGGCCUCGACCGCAUCGAAACAGUCGUCAACAAGUUCAAGAAGCAGGCCACCUCGUCUUAG
Molecule: messenger RNA, 1410 nt
Organism: Akanthomyces muscarius
Lineage: Eukaryota; Fungi; Ascomycota; Sordariomycetes; Hypocreales; Cordycipitaceae
Exons: 7
Coding region: 1-1410 (469 amino acids)
Biological process (GO): biosynthetic process
Molecular function (GO): pyridoxal phosphate binding
Source: RefSeq, a predicted model, not a curated record